AUAGCACUCACCCAUCCAGGAAUCUGUGUGAGUGUACGUCGACCCGGGAGCAGCAUAGCCGUUCAGCCAACGUGCUCAGUUCCCCCAAGAUGGACCCUUUCUCCGGCGAGGGUGAACUCCUCAACAUCACAACCGCCUUUUACACACACGCCUACUCCACCGUCAUAGAUUUCGAUACAUCCUCUCUCUCCCCAUCUAACCAGUCCACCGCCCAAAACCUCAAGUACCGCGCACAAAUCGCCCUCGGCCAGUCCUCCAGCGUCGUAUCUGCCCUCAAAUCCUCUUCUUCAUCCUCUUCCCGCGCGCUUGUCGCUCUGGCACAAUUCGACGUCAGUGCCGCCGCAGAGCUCGCCUCCGACGCUUCCUCCGCCGAAGAUCCCACCGUGCAGAUCUGCGCAGGUACCGUGCUCGCCUCGGCGGGCCAGUAUCCUGAGGCAGUCGACCUCCUUUCUAAGCACCAGGGCAGUCUCGAGGCCGUUGCGCUCCUCGUGCAAGUCCACCUAUCUCAAAACCGGACAGACUUGGCUGUAAAGGAGGUCCACGCCGCCAAACGCUGGGCCAACGAUUCCCUCCUGAUUAACCUGGCGGAGAGCUGGACGAACCUGCGCGAGGGUGGAAGCGAGAAGUACCAGUCUGCAUUCUACGUUUACGAAGAGCUAGCGAGUGCGCCGGGCAACACGAGUCCCACGGCGCUUGUCGGCCAGGCUGUCGCGGAAAUACAUCUGGGCAGGGUCGAGGAGGCAGAGGCCGCGCUGCAGCAGGCUAUGGGCAUGGAGGGGGCCGAUGUGCAGGCUAUUGCGAACAGUGUGGUGCUGGCAAGUGUGAUGGGAAAGAAGAAUGAGGUUGUGCAAGGGUUGAUUGAGCAACUAAAAGAGAAGGAUAGGGAACAUGUGUUAUUGAAGGAUCUCGAGGAAAAGAGUGCACUGUUUGAUACGGCGGCGGGAAAGUACAGCGCUAAAGCUGCGGCUUGAGAUUGCUAGAGCUGCUUGAGGUGGUGCUCCGCUGAGCCCUUGGCGGCCCUUCUGAGUCUGAGGGAAUGAGCAGAAGGGCCUCCUCCAUCGACCAUGGAGGAUGACAGCUACUAGGUCUGCGAUUCGUCUUCAAGUGGCUUAAUGCCGGCUGGGUCGUAGUGAGGCUGUUGGCUUGCGAAGAUGGACUGGCGCUCGCUGAAGCGAUGGCCCCAAGGAGGCAAUUGCCUAUGAGAGUCCUAAGUUCUGUGGAUGAUGUGCUGCAAAUGCUAUACAUUUGCAACUAAGACACAACAAGACCGAAGAUAGACGAUGAAAGGAAGAUUCGAUGAAACUUGUGCCCUUCCAUUCUCAGGGGAGAUUCGCCCCGCGUCACUGGCAAGGCUGCGCGAGGCUGAGAAG
This is a messenger RNA of Exophiala xenobiotica, 1370 nucleotides long. RefSeq lists its product as uncharacterized. Gene Ontology annotation, cellular component: COPI vesicle coat. Lineage: Eukaryota; Fungi; Ascomycota; Eurotiomycetes; Chaetothyriales; Herpotrichiellaceae. Gene Ontology annotation, biological process: intra-Golgi vesicle-mediated transport; retrograde vesicle-mediated transport, Golgi to endoplasmic reticulum; endoplasmic reticulum to Golgi vesicle-mediated transport. Gene Ontology annotation, molecular function: protein binding; structural molecule activity. The transcript has 2 exons. The record is from RefSeq and is a predicted model, not a curated record. The coding region runs from base 90 to 971 and encodes 293 amino acids.